AUGUACACUGUAGGAGACGAUCCUCACUUCGAUAUUGGGCUUCGGUAUGCAUCUCCAUGCAGCUGGCAUGUACGGAUCACUUAUCUUAAAGUGAUCUCUUGUAGCCAUUGUACUGAGAACAUUUCAUGCAAAUUACUGUAAACUGUAGUCCGGGAAUUUCUGACAUCUGUUUGUAUAAUUAUAAUGUACCCCGGGGAUAUACAGUCUUUGUGCAAUUCAGCUUAAACCUCUGUCCCAAUAGCCCUUCUGACAACAUCUAUUUCAUUGUAUUUAUAUUAAACACUUUUGGGACUGGAAGAGUUAAUUUAACCCUUUCAGUCCCAGUGACCAAAUUGCAAAGUCAAAAUUUAGCGAAAAAAAAAUAUUAAUAAUAAUAAUUCAAAUGCUCCAAAUUUAAGAGAAACAAAAAGCACCAUGACGUAUGAAACUGGUAAGUAGAUUUCUUUUGAAAGGUUAUCUACAAGAUUUCACCCUCAUGACUGCAGCAUGAAUCCUGUCUCCUACCACCAGUGGAAUAUAUAACAUACAUAGAGGAUAUUACAUGGCAGCGUGGGGAUACGAAUUUUAUCUUUGAGUGCUGAAAGUAUCUCUCACGAGUUAGCGAAGCGAAUGAGUGAGAGAUACUUGUGGCAUAACAAAUCAGAGAAUCACAAUCCCAGAUAUAGGUAGUGACACACGUCAUCAGUAUAUAAGAAAUUCUGCACAUGCUCAUUCCACACAUGUCAUUGUGUGGGGAAAGCAGUGGUGGUGUUUUCUAUUUUCAGCUGUUUUCUUAAGCUAGCAAUUACCUAUAGUUACUCAUGUUGUACAUUAAUGUAUUAUUGAUUUGAUUGUCAGCCUACAAUAAGUUAUAAUAACUUGUGUAACUCAUCAUUAAAAGCUUGUUAUGACUUUCCAGGUUUCUUAUGAGGACAUACAAGCUGAUUGAUUCUUUAAAUUGGCCAUGUAGGUUACGUUCAGUUUGCAAUUUCCAUUGUUUUCUCAAGACCUUUUGCAACAAUUAUGGAACCUGAGGCAACAGCAAUUCAGAAAAUCCAAGAUAACGGCAAUCGCCCAGAGGAUUGGCUGGAGUUCCUGUCCAAACAAAGAACAAAGUCUGGCCCAGAUCUUUCCACUGAAACCUGUCAACACUUAAUCUUCCUUUAUGAGAGAGCUGCCACUCAAAUAUCAGCUGAAGACAACAAAAAGAAUUUCUCAUAUGCUCGUCUUCUUGUGGAAUGUGCAAAACUUCAAAUGUAAGGUUCUAAUAACUUUACUUGUUAGUACUAUACUUGCUGCCUGUAAUUAAUGAUCAGUUUAUGGAAUAUUACUGUCAAACCUGUUUUAAGCAAAGCCAUAUUAAUCCCUCACCCUCCAUUAUGUCACUUCUAAUUACUUAAGUCCCAAAGGGUAAUUUUUAUUUUUCUGUUCAUUGCUUUCACCUCUUUUAAACAAUUAACCUGAAUUAUAUAUAAAGCAUUCAGUUGGCCAUUUCCCAAACGUCACACCACUUUACACAAGUUUAAUUUCACCUCACAGUUUAUCAAAAAAGAAUAAUCAAAAUGAAGAUAAUUAUGUAACACAUUUAGCCAUUGUCCCAGUUUUUUAAAAGGUGGAUAACACUAUGAUUUCUAUCCACUGGAUAAAUCACUAUCCACUUUUUAUUAUUAUUUUAUUUUUUGCACAGUAAUUAAAGAAAUUAAAGUCAAAGUACAUGUACUGUCUGGCAACUAUGUCUUGUUUUGACUGGCUAGUCAUGGCGACCUCACCACAAGUGAAAUUGCUUACAGGAUUGUACUAUCAUGUUGUGUUACAGGAGAAUCUCAGAAGAUGAUGCCAGAAGAACAUUCCAGUUGGCAAGAAGCAAUGCAAAGCACUUUGCUAUUGUGUUUGUUGCAUGGGCUCAAUUUGAGCUGUUAUUAGGUUUGUUUUUAAUACGUUACAAUGACAAUGAUAUUUAGAAUUAUAUUAUAAUUAUACCAAGUAGAGUAUACAGUCAGGUAGUUCUGUUUUAAUUGUGAUAUAAUCUUUAAUACUUCUUUUAACUUGUUUUAGUUUUAGCAAAGGUGUUCCUCUUCAUAUAAUGUAAACAUGUGUUCAGUAUUAAAUUAUGAUCACCAUAGCAAUUUUUAUUAUUGGAUGCAGCCGAGUUAUGGUAUGGAAAAUUACCCACUGAUCAAGGAGGGUGUUUGACCAAGGUGGAUAUUAAAAACACCCUGCGAGAUCUGCAUAAUUCUUCAUGUCAUGUCUGAAAGCCAGUUAUAAAAAUUGUUUUAUCUUUCAUUCAAACUAUUUCCCAAUCAGUCAAUAAAACAUGCACGCUACAGUCAUGCUUACAUGAAUAGCCCGCGUUCGAUAUAUUAAGAUUCUAACAUGACUCCAACGCUUUCUAGCCAUUUUUCUAGAUUUGAUUUGGUUUUCUUGGUGCUCAAGUGCCUUCUGGGAAUUGCAAGACAAUGGAACAUGAAAAAUUUGCAACUUUGACCCUUAAGCCUCGAAGUCGUGUUAGAAUUUGUUAGAAUUGAAAUUUUGUUAGAAUAUUGAACGUGGGCUAUUACAACAGCCGCCAAAAAUUAGAAGGAUUUUCUUGUUUUUAUAACAGACAAUUUGAACUUUUUUAUGCUUCAGGGAAAGAUUUUAGGACAGUUUAAAGCUUUCAAAAUUUACAAGGAUUUGUAUGGAAAACCACUCAACCAUGACUGGGUGUCAUGAGUUAUUUUUCUUGUACAAAUCCUUGAAAUUUUUGACGGCUAUUGUGAUUGCUACUUUUAGAGAUAUACCGCUGAAACUUAACAAGUUACCUAAUUUUAAUAUGCUCUUUCAGUUCCUGCUAACUAAAUUUUCCAAAGGUGAACUAUUUUUGUGUUAGCAGAAAGCUGAUAAAGUGUCUGAUCAACUAUUGCAAAAGGACAAUUCAUGCUGGUUUGCAUUCAGAAAAAGGAGACUAAAAUUACUGUAUCCAUCGUCCAUUACAGGAAACAAAAGCAAAUGUAGAGGCUUGCUUCGCAAAGGAAAAGAUUUUGAGGCAGAGCCCAAAGAGUUGCUGUUAAAAGCGUAUGAUAACUUUGUUGAAGGAAAAAAGAUUUUGAUAGAUGACAGAGAGGAGUUGACAGGCUUCACUUACUUUAGAGGCAAACAGAAGAGUAGUGACUCUUCAGUUGAUUCUUCUCCUUUAAGCACAGGUACACCAAUCUAGAGUUAUAACUCGUUUUUCCUAUUCACAUGAAGGUAAACAGGUUGAAGAAAAUGAGAUUCAGCAUUAGAAAGCUGAAUGAUUGGCUUUAACAAGUGAUUUAAUAGUGAACUUAUGAUACAUCAUUUCUGCCUCAUGGGUAGACUAGUAUCUACCACAGGCCAGUGAACAUGUUUGCCAUUUCAAUAGCUAUACAAAAGGAGACUAUGAUUCCCUAGAUGUGGUAAUGGCAUCACUUUUCUACCUGGUAGCAGAGCCAUUUCUCUGAGAUAAAAGGCAAUCUACCUAAGUGUCUGUUAAUUCAAAUAAGCAGUGUAACUGUGUUACCUUGUUGUUUCAUUUUGCACUGAAUUUGUAAAUUGCCAAAAAUCAGUAUGCAACUUAAGUCUUGUAUAACACUGAACUGUAAACAAUAGUAAACAAUGCCACAUUCAACUAAACACCUUCAAACAAUUCAUGUUCAAGAUUUGGUGGAAUGGAGCACAUGUCUUAGUCUUUAAUAGCUACCAGUACUCCACUGUUGUAAUUUUACAACUAAAAUUUGAUUUUUCAGUGAAUUCCCCUUCUGAUUUUCUACAGGUGAGGACACAUCAACAAGCUCUCGAUUCACUGACAGUGGCAGUGCCAAAUUCGCGGACAACACCAGUGCUGUCAUUUCAUUCAAGCUCCCCAGCAUUCUAGAAAGCUGUGGUAGGCAACCACUGAGCAGUAGAAGAAGUAUUAGCAGCAGCAGUGAUGAAGCAGACACAAUUCCAUUCCAGAAAGGUCAUUUUAGCCAUCUUCAGAGGGGCUGUCAAUCUACUCAAAAAGCAUCUGUCAAGUCUACACCAGACGUUAAAUCAGGUGAGUUGGGACACCCUCGGGAUGCGACAAAUUUGUCCGGUCCAUGUCAUAAUUCUAGAGGUGACCGCUUACAUGACUAAAAAAUACAGAGUUUUUAUGGGAGUCAAAAAAAUGGAGUUUUGUGAAGGUGGCCGUAAGUAGAACAGUCCGUUUACAAGAGUGUCCGUUAGGAGAGCUUCCACUGUAUUUUGUAAAGCAAACUCCCUUUUUUCAUCUGACUUCUGACAUGUUAGCCUGACAGUGUAGCAGGUGUUUCGGUUCUUUGUAUUUUUCGUUUGCAGAAGCUGAGCCGAGGUCAAUCAAGAAAACAAGGAGGGAGUGGGAAGGGGGAGAGGAAGAAUAUAGAGAGAAAGAGCAAGGCUUAGAACGUCGGCUUGGAGCUAGGCCUGCUUCCCCUCGCCCCCUCCCCCUUCGUUUUCUUCUUUGACCACUGUUCACAAAGGCUACUGAUGUGUUUUUUUAUGAAAUCUAUUCAAAACUGUAUCAGUCGCUGAGGUUUUUUUUUAGGGCGCCACAGAUAUUCCAGGCGUAAAAAUAUAAAAAAAUAAAUAAACCUGGCAACUUCAAUGUAAAAAUGCUGGGACGCAAGGUGUCUGGUCCAGCGGCUAUUUCCAUAUACUGGUACUAUUUUGCCCUUUGCUCAAACCACCAUUUUGUAAAAAAUUGAAACCGCAACGUUAAGAGUUAAAAACUUACAGGUUCUCUUCUUGUUUCAACGCCUUUCAAUCUGGUAUUUUUAGGGUUGCGUCCUAUAAUUUUGGCAUGAAAUGGAUCACGUGACGCUGAGCUGCAAACGGCUUAUUUAAUUACUGUAAAUCAAACCUGAUUGCACCUGUCUACUCCGCCUUCCUCCGUAGGUAGCAACAGCCUCGCUGCAAGCAUGAAUUUGUCUGUCCGGCGUAACAAGACGAGACGUGACUUUGGUCUGCCAGUAAGGGUGAAGAUGACGCUUCCAUCCGUCAAGGAGCCUGGUGACGAUCUUGACGGUAUCAGUGCGCUGGAGUUAACAGUGGAUGAGUCUCAGCAAAAGAGUCAGCCUGAAAUGAUUUCAGUUGCUCAAGAAGCAGCACCAACCAACGGUAAUUCAUGUGUUGCUUCUACCUGUCAUACUGCAGAUAGAAAAAUCGAUGAAAAGCCCCUUACUGGGAAGUGCCUCCACCCAGCAACGACUCAGAAUCAGUUUAAAGGCAAACAGGACGACUUUGAGGAGAGUGUAUUCACAUCACAAGCACAGGGUAACCAACUUCCUAGUCAGCAGCCAAAUAAAACCUUGCAAGAAGGUUCACAGACAAUUCCAACAAACCCUCUGUCAGCAACCUUAAAUAAUGGCAGCAGAACACAGAAUGAUCAUUCAAGUCAUCGACAAACAUUUCCAAUUCAGCAAAUUCCCACCCCUCAAGGAUCAACUGCACUCGUCUCCAGCAGCUCCAUCGGAUCAAGCGUGCUUCAGAGGCCGAACUCAGGUUCAAUGCCACCCAAUUUGGGGGACAGUGGCUCCUUCAUUCAGCAUCCUAUCCCACAGGCCAACCACAGUGGACAGUUACAAGGGAUCCUGGGCCAGCUUCGUGACAAUGGAUUUGCCUCUGCGUUCACGCCAGAAAUGCAUUUUGUCAACCCAAUGAUGCCUAUUGCACCAAAGGCUCCUCAGGGUAUUAUUGUCGUAAACGGUAAAACUUACCAAAAGUUGGGCACUAUCGGCAAAGGAGGCUCCAGCAAGGUGAGUGCUUUGGGAUCUACUUUACCCCAGAAAUUGUAGAAAUUCAAGAAGAUUAUUAACUUCAGUGUCGCCAAAAAAAUGAAAAAACUAAUAGAAGCAAGGACUGCCGGAGAGGUAUCAUUUUAAUGGACAAAAUGGGUUGCUACUGAAAGUUUUAAUACUGCAUGACCCCAUAUUUAGGACAGAGAGGGAAAAACUCUACCUCGUCUAGCGGCGCGACCCCUUGAUCCCAUAUAGGGGACGUCACGAAACCGUAGCCUCCCACGCGGACGUUUUUUUUUUGCUCGUCACGCAAUCCUCAUCUGCGUGGGAGGCUAACCCAACCCCGAAUAGCGUUUACUUUCCUUAAGGCUACUAUUGUUUGAGAUACUUGAAUUUAUCGCGGAUUUAGGGGACUGGGUAUUAUUUGAGUGUCUUAAGUUUGCAAUUUUUGCUUAGACUUUGCUGACUAAUACAGUAGCCUUCCAGCUGUUUUGUUUUAGGGCUAGUUUGCAUUGCUUACUUCGUUUUUACAUUGUUUUCCCAACCAAUCCCGUGAGGUCUUCUAAGAGCUGCAAGGUCGUCCCCUACUGCAAGUUACAACUGCGGCAACUAAAUUUUGCUGUUUGCUGUAUACUCGCCAAAAUCGCCAAAUUUAGUUUCCACAGGUAAUAGUAGCCUUAGGUUGGUGUUUUUUCGUGUGCGUGCGAUGUCACAAGUACCGAAAUGUAUUCUCUGCACAGGUAUAUCAGGUGUAUGACGGCAAAAGAAUUUGCGCCUUAAAGUAUGUGAACCUGGAGGAAGCAGAUGAUUUUAUCGUUCAGAGUUACGUUAACGAAAUUAAUCUUUUAAAAAGACUUCAAGGAAAUGAUAACAUCAUCAAACUGUUUGACUGGUGAGUACGGUAAUGUUUCUAGUCCUUUCACGCACGCACAGUAAGGAGCUUUAGCAAAGACUUCGGCGACGGCAAGGAGAACGUAAAAAAAAAAAACAACAACAACAACAACAAUAGGUGUAAUCAGCAAAAAACAACUUUGCACGUGUAGCACACUUUUUUUGUACAUUUCUUUGCCAUCACUGCACGUGUACGACGUGAAUUUCCCUCAAGCGACGUUUUGUAGAGGGCGUAAACAUAACGCAACGAACAUACCUCCCUCCUCUUAGGGCCUGUUUACAUGGAGUGGCAGGGACCGCGGAGCAAGGUGAAAAGUGGCAGGGCUGACAAUUGAAAAUAUUUUUUUCAUAUUGAAAAUCGAAAAAACGAAUAAAAUCAUAGUAUUUGAUUUGUUUCUGUCGCGUGACUUUGCAUACUUUAUCCAGUGUAUUUGUUGCUCUUUAUAGGUCGGCCAACAUACACGGUCAGUUCAGAUUCAAUGCAAGAAAAGACGCGAUUACAAUUUAAGUAUAGAAAAUACUACACUGAAGUGAUCUGUAAAAUUUCUAACUAUCGCCGUUCACUGUUCAAGUAAUGUAAUUCUUCUUGCCAUCGAAUAUUUCAUUGAUUCGAAAGGAGAAACUGACAAAAGAUAAAACUUUUAUCAACUCAAAACAACUNGCGUGCGAUGUCACAAGUACCGAAAUGUAUUCUCUGCACAGGUAUAUCAGGUGUAUGACGGCAAAAGAAUUUGCGCCUUAAAGUAUGUGAACCUGGAGGAAGCAGAUGAUUUUAUCGUUCAGAGUUACGUUAACGAAAUUAAUCUUUUAAAAAGACUUCAAGGAAAUGAUAACAUCAUCAAACUGUUUGACUGGUGAGUACGGUAAUGUUUCUAGUCCUUUCACGCACGCACAGUAAGGAGCUUUAGCAAAGACUUCGGCGACGGCAAGGAGAACGUAAAAAAAAAAAACAACAACAACAACAAUAGGUGUAAUCAGCAAAAAACAACUUUGCACGUGCAGCACACUUUUUUUGUACAUUUCUUUGCCAUCACUGCACGUGUACGACGUGAAGUUCCCUCAAGCGACGUUUUGUAGAGGGCGUAAACAUAACGCAACGAACAUACCUCCCUCCUCUUAGGGCCUGUUUACAUGGAUUGGGGGACCCCGGUCUAGUGGGGUUGGUUUCUUUUGUUUUCACGCUCUGGAGGACACAAAACAAAAGAAACCUACCCCACUAGACCGGGGUCCCCCACUCCAUGUAAACAGGGUCUUAAACUUGGGUUCGGUCUCCAAGAAUUCAAUUCCAGGAAAAUUCACCUAAAUUAGACAUUUUCGGCGAGUCGGAAUAAUCGCGACAAAGUUUCGUCGCCGUAGUCGAUGCUAAAGCUCCUUAAAAUUCACUUUUGUGAGCGCGCAAUUUGGUUGACCCAAUAAACCUUUCUUUUCCUUUACUGAAUAGGGAGCUAAGCCAAGAAAAAAGCGCUAUAAUCUUAGUUAUGGAGUGUGGAAGUAUUGACCUUGCGGGCUUCUUGCGAAAAAACCGCAACAAGAUGUCCAGAGGAGAACUGCAAGGAUUCUGGAGGCAAAUGCUGGAGGCUGUUCAUGUGGUCCAUCAACAAGGAAUCAUCCAUAGCGACUUGAAACCCGCCAACUUUCUUCUUGUCGAGGCUCGUCUAAAACUGAUUGAUUUUGGGAUCGCCCGUACAUUGCAAGUAAGUAGUACCACACCCUUCCAGCUUCGAUGACGCAAGACCUCGUCAAGGGACGAGUGAUUUUUUCCCAUAGAAAAGCAGCAACAAUAACAACAACAGUGUGUAUGUCGUGGUUCAGUUUUAAUCUUUAGUUGCAGUUUUAUUUCCCUUUGUUUUAGGUUAUGGUAAUGUAUGAUAACGAGUUUAAAUGAAAGGGAAAUAAAAUUGAAACCAAUCAUAAAAGUAAACCACAACAUACAAAUGUUAAACGACAAGUCGCAUUGGAGGUUACGCGGACAUUCACACGCUCAGCCUCACUGAAUCACAACAAAGGUUUGGAACCAAUUUUUUUGUUGGUUGAAACAGUUGAUCAACCAGGACGCGCAAACAUCUAACCAACCGAAAAUGGCACACCCUAAUCAUUGGAGCCGUUUGAGUUUCUGAGAAAUUGACCACCUACCCCUCCCCUAAACCAAUAUUUUGCCGUAAGUGAGAAGUUUUAAUGUUGACUUAGGGGAGGGGUAGGAGGUCAGUUUCCCAGAUGCUGAUCCCAUCUCUGUGUAUUGUCGUUCGCAAUCAUGUGGGUAAUCGUGUUAUAAAAACAUAAUUCUAAACUUUGCGGCUAAAAACUGGAAGAACUGUGAUUUCAAAUGAAUGUAUGGUUGUCACCGUGGUAAUUUUAAUUUAGGCAAUUGCAAAUUAACCCGAAGAAAAUUUCGGGACUUCAACCGUUAGUUGUUAUGUACCUUCAUUAGUGUUGUCUCAGUGCUGUGGGAGUGCUUGUGUACAGGUUGAAGAGGCACAUGCAAAUAAUUGCAAACCACAUAGUCAUUAAGAUGGGCAGCAACAGCUUUUUCAAUAAGUUUGGAAACAUACUUGAGAUUGGACACACUGAACGAAAGUCAGCAAAAACCUCAGGGUCAGUAUUGGCUUUCUUUAGCAAAGGUCGAAGAAUUGCGCAUUUUAGUUACCUUGAAGUCUCACCAGUAGUAAGUGAUAAGUUAAUAAUCCUCGUAAGCAUAGGUACUAAGGUAGAAUAACACCUGGCCACGAUGGAUGUUGGUAGAGGGUCAAGUGAAUGUUCACGACUUAAUUGAUCCAGACUUGAUCAAAACCGAGUAACUCUGUUAAACGUUAGCGGUUCAAGAAACUUGAAUUCUGAAACACAGCUUGAGCUCAAGCAAUUAACAGGAGUUGUGGUUUUUGUCAUUCCAUUGGCAGACCGGCCACGCGCGAUUUUCCCGCGGAUGCGUUCAAUCUUCAGCACGAAAAGUCAGCAAACGCAUUAGAAAGUUCAGCACCAUUACUGGGUUUUGGAUAGCAAGCUUUAGAGUUCCUCUGCAGAAGCAUAUUCACGGACUUAAAAAUUAUAGAAAAUUGAGCCGGCGGAAAUUUCAUGACAACCUCCCGUGUGAAUUCACUGCUCAUUACGCAUGCAGGAAAGUAGAGCUAAAUCUGAAAUCUGCCACUACCAACGGAUUCAACUUUCAAAUAAUAAAUUCAUUACUGGAAUCUUGGGGGGUACGCUUGACUUGGCUUGACUGUAAUGGUAUACAUGUAAAUGCAUGGGUUUUCUUACUUGACCUGCAGGGAGACAAGACAAGUAUAGAGCUUGACACACAGGUUGGGACGUUGAAUUUUAUGUCCCCAGAAGCCUUUCAAGAUAUUUCUCCUCGUUUUGAUAAGACAGGAAAUGCUAAACCAAAAAUGAAGGUAAGUUUAGAGUAGAGUUUAGUUUUACAAACUACGAGAAACGUAAAUGGAACACGACAUUCCGUUCGGAAAUUCCAACCGGGAAAACGGGACCAUCUUUUUAGAUUUUCCACUUUUUCUGGGAGUUUUCCAGUGGGACGAACCGACGAAACGUGUUCCAUUUACCGCCGAACCGGAAAUUCCGGAAAUUUUGACUUAAUGGAAAGCGUCUCGAGAAGAGCGCGCUCAGUUCUCUAACAGCGGCUGGUAAUAGAGCCAACACGACACUCAGCUUUUUCCCUUCUCUUAUCUGACAAAAGAUUGGCCGACCUAGUGACGUAUGGUCUCUUGGAUGUAUCCUUUACAUGAUGGUGUACGGUCGCACACCGUUCCAACAUAUUACCAACCAUCUUCAAAAGCUGCAAUGUAUUAUGGAUCCUUCUCACGUCAUCGAGUUCCCGGAUAUCAAUGACAAGCACUUAUUAGAUGUCAUAGAGGUUUGUUUAGUAAUCUGUUCGUGUUUUACUUAAUAUUUACAGUGUAUUUAUUUAUUUAUUCAUAUUUGUAUUUAUUUUUAUUUUCUCGUUACAUCUAAUAAUACAGAAAACUGAUCUACUUUGUCAUUAGGUCCUCGCCGCACUCAUUUGUAACCUUUACAUUGUUAGACCGUUAUGGUCAUUCAUCUAAAACAGAACCCGCAGUACGAUUUUUGUCAAACUUUACCAAUUGGCUGUUUAUGUUUUAAAAACUUAAAUUUUGAUAUAUAAUCAAGGGUCCCAUGCUCGUUUAGGAUCAGGAGCAACUUGUACACACCAAAAGAUUCCCUAAAGGGGAUCUGUGAGACGGAGACGCGGUUAAGAGCUUAUUGCGGCUUCGCUUAAUGCACUGCAAGUCAUCUUUGGAUAUCCCAGGAGCAUCAUUUCGGUACGACGAGAUUUUCAUGAGAAAAGUUACGAUUUCAACAAAAAUUAUCUAGUCCUCCAGAAUAGCUGCUUUUGGGUUCCCAGGGAUGAAUACAUGUUUGACCAUAGCUUGGUUAACGGCCGCACUUGAUCUUGUUGAUUUUCAGGGCUGUCUUCGCCGCAGUCCCAAAGAGCGCUACACCAUUCCGCAGCUUUUAGCUCACCCUUUCAUUAGCUCCUCAGCGCAAGGGAAUACAUCCUCGUUUUCAGACCCUUCGGUGGAAAUAGACUCGGACAGAAUGUUUGACUGCCUGAUGGAGUUUGCCAAGGCUGAUGUCAACUCUCCUCGAUCAAUACGAGCUCUCAGUCAGGUAACAAUUUACACUGUAUGAUUUGUAGUGCUGAAAGUUUUCUUAUAGACGUUUUCUCAUAUCAGAAGUUCACAACGGGAUGAAACGUGUAACUCGCGCUCAAUCCUCGUGAAUAUUCAUUGUUUUAAGUACCAUAUUUGGGAACACUCGCUGUGGCCUCAAAAAAGCAAUUGGACAAAGCAAACACAUGAGAGUUGCACUUUUCAACCCCUCAUGAGUUUCUACUCUUACAUAUAGUGNGUUUGACCAUAGCUUGGUUAACGGCCGCACUUGAUCUUGUUGAUUUUCAGGGCUGUCUUCGCCGCAGUCCCAAAGAGCGCUACACCAUUCCGCAGCUUUUAGCUCACCCUUUCAUUAGCUCCUCAGCGCAAGGGAAUACAUCCUCGUUUUCAGACCCUUCGGUGGAAAUAGACUCGGACAGAAUGUUUGACUGCCUGAUGGAGUUUGCCAAGGCUGAUGUCAACUCUCCUCGAUCAAUACGAGCUCUCAGUCAGGUAACAAUUUACACUGUAUGAUUUGUAGUGCUGAAAGUUUUCUUAUAGACGUUUUCUCAUAUCAGAAGUUCACAACGGGAUGAAACGUGUAACUCGCGCUCAAUCCUCGUGAAUAUUCAUUGUUUUAAGUACCAUAUUUGCGAACACUCGCUGUGGCCUCAAAAAAGCAAUGGGUUUAAUAACAACUUUGCGCGUGCAUCACGCUUUUUGUACAUUUCGUUUCUCUGCCGUCACGGCACGACUAUAGGGUGUAAACACAAGACAUGUACAGAGACUUUCUUUUUCUUUUCCUGAACUUAGAUACAGUGUUUAAAAUUCAACUCCAGAAAAAUGUGCUAACAUUUGGCAAACAGAACGAGACAGAAUAAGCGUGAUAAAGUUUGAAGCAGAGCGAACUCACUUUUUAUGACGUUUUCACAGCCGUCGUCGUCGUUAUUGCUUAUUUAAUAAGCUCCCGAUUUUUUUAAGCGGGCGCAGGAACGUGGAGUAAUUUACGUCACGUCGUUGAUGAAGUUUGAUUGGUCAAUAUUUUUUCUUCUCGUUCCUUUGCGAAAAUGAAUAUUCACGAGUAUUGGACAAAGCAAACACAUGAGAGUUGCACUUUUCAACCCCUCAUGAGUUUCUACUCUUAAAUAUAGUGAGCAAUAGUCCGAAAAAUAAAAUAGAGUAGCUACGAAUAUGUUGUGGUUCAAUUUUAUCCUUGGUUUAAAUUUUAUUUUCUUUUGUUUAAAGCUCAUUUUCAUAUAUUAUCAUACCCAAGAACAAAAGAAAAUAAAAUUUAAAUGAAGGAUAAAAUUAAAUCGCAGCAUUCAUCUAAUGACUACAGAACAGUUGGAAGAAGAUGGUAGAAAGCCCGAAAACAACAUUCGUAAUUAGUUUUGUUGCCAAACAGACAUCUGGUUUCAAAAACCUCUUUUGACAUGUGUAAGCAGCAAAGAAAGUCCACUGUCGCCGAGGGCUGGGCCGAGUAAGGUCUGGGGUUGAGGCUUAACUGUUAGUGUUUUAUUAUUCACCAGAGCUUCCUUAAACAGCUGCGUGCUGGAAAUAAAAUCAGUGUCUCAUCAGCUGUACCUGGCAGGCACCAUAUUCAUGUCAACUCUCAGCAUGCAGUGCCAUCGAUUCAGGUCCCAGGCCCUGCACUCCGUCAGCCGUUGGCUGGAAUUGACGUUCAAGCAUUAAGUCAGGCACACAAUGCAUUGAAACCGCCUCACGUGUCAGGGAACGACAAGUACAUGAGAUGGAACACAAUUGAACGUGAUAAGGUAUUUUAUUAACGUUUGUAAGUCGCGUUCUCUCUGUAAAAGACUGCUUAUAAAGUAUUCAUAUUGUAGCUAAUAGACAGAUNGCCGAGGGCUGGGCCGAGUAAGGUCUGGGGUUGAGGCUUGACUGUUAGUGUUUUAUUAUUCACCAGAGCUUCCUUAAACAGCUGCGUGCUGGAAAUAAAAUCAGUGUCUCAUCAGCUGUACCUGGCAGGCACCAUAUUCAUGUCAACUCUCAGCAUGCAGUGCCAUCGAUUCAGGUCCCAGGCCCUGCACUCCGUCAGCCGUUGGCUGGAAUUGACGUUCAAGCAUUAAGUCAGGCACACAAUGCAUUGAAACCGCCUCACGUGUCAGGGAACGACAAGUACAUGAGAUGGAACACAAUUGAACGUGAUAAGGUAUUUUAUUAACGUUUGUAAGUCGCGUUCUCUCUGUAAAAGACUGCUUAUAAAGUAUUCAUAUUGUAGCCAAUAGACAGAUUUAGUAAAGACACGGUGACAGCGGCGUUACACCACCAGGGUCUACGUCCCCUACUCUUUUUGAACAGUGGAAAAGCUGUGAAGUGGGACUGACAGUUUCUCGGCGGACUGACUAAUGACAGAGUGGCAAGUUGUCCACGGGAAGUAGUGCUCAGUCCUUUCCGCGCGCUUUCGCGUUCCCAUUUUUCGUUGCUUGGUUUUUACACACUCUAUUUGCAGUUAGCCACUACUACACCUGGCGGAGGAUCAUGAGGUUAUUCCUAUAGUAAGAUCUCUAAUGACAAUUCACUCAGCCCAGGAAAGGUUGUUUACACCACCAGGGUCUACGUCCCCUACUCUUUCUGAACAGUGGAAAAGCUGUGAGGUGGGACUGACAGUUUCUCGUCCUUAUCCGAGAAGAUUAGAAAGUCUAACCGUUGUGCAAAUGUCAUUACAAAGGCAGCACUUUUCUCUCAGUUAUUAAAAGACCUGAGUGUUGGUCCGGCUGGGUAUUAAAUCCCCGACCCCCUCUUAGAAGACUGGCGCUCUCCCAGCUGAGCUAACCAGGCGGCGGUUUGCUCAGUAAUCUCUUUUGCUAAAUCUGCCUUUGUAGUGGGACGUUCUUUUAACUUUGUGGUAGAAUUUUAUUUUAUUUUUUAUUUUAGAGGACUACAACUGUGGAUAGUCGCUAUUGUACUUGCCCUGUUAAUAAUUGGCGUGGAAUGUUUUAGAGUCUGCUUGAUCUUUUUCGUUGUCGUCCUUGGCGAUUCGAAGAGCUUCUGAAACGCAGUUCCCAAUAAUGAUGAACCAAAUUUUCUGAGCGUUUAACUUCUUCAUUCUACAUAUUCAGUUGUAGAUUUUUAUCACCCUUUUAUUGUUUUUGAAUAGGAAAAUGCAGAUCUAAACGCUGUAUUGAAGCGUGAGCUUGCCGAAAAGUAUAGAAAUGCAGUUCCUGCUGACAUUUCCGAGUCAACAUUUGGUAAGUACUGUCAAGAAGGUUUUCACUUUGGUUUUCUCUGUGGAUUAUUAUUAUUUCAUGCAACUCGCUUUUAGAAUAAGCGCUUCAUAAUGGAUUCAGUGAAAAUCAACCAUUUGCAAAAAAUAAAAUAAAAAUGUGUUGAUUGCCGUAGAAAAUAAUGGAGCUGUAAACAGUUGAAAAAGAUUUUUCCUAAGGAUUCUGGUGAUCGAAGCUAGCCCUGUAAAGAUGAUGGUUAAGGAUUUUUUUACUUUCUGUUGGUCGCUUAACUGUAAUCUAGAACCAAGUUAGAAAUAUGGAACCUGGACUGAAAAUAUUUUUGUCUGUGUUACAGAACAGUCAUGGAAUACAACGACAGGAAGAUGAAUAGUGCACUAAAAUCAAGAAAUCGACGCUGGCUUGUGAUAAUUUAGGAUGUUUUAUUCAGACCCUAUGUAAUAUAUGUUUCUCUGCUAAGUGCCAUACUGGUUCUCCCAAACUUCAGUAUACCUGCCUUUAGUAAAAAUAAAAAUACGAGAACUCGCAUACGAGGAUUUUGGAUUGGC
This is a messenger RNA of Porites evermanni, 14975 nucleotides long. The record is from the annotation of a GenBank genome assembly. NCBI's taxonomy places the organism in Eukaryota, Metazoa, Cnidaria, Anthozoa, Scleractinia, Poritidae.